Clupea harengus (Atlantic herring) is the source of this 9918-nucleotide messenger RNA. RefSeq names its product epiplakin 1 (gene eppk1). NCBI's taxonomy places the organism in Eukaryota, Metazoa, Chordata, Actinopteri, Clupeiformes, Clupeidae. Gene Ontology annotation, molecular function: keratin filament binding; structural molecule activity. Gene Ontology annotation, biological process: wound healing; intermediate filament bundle assembly. The record is from RefSeq and is a predicted model, not a curated record. Gene Ontology annotation, cellular component: cell junction; cytoskeleton; membrane.
AGAAAGAGAAUCGCUAUGGCAAAAGAAUUAAAAAUGGAGUCAAACAUGGCGGACAAACAUCUGGACACUCAUACAGAUGAGCAAACUGAAAAAAUCUUGAAAGAAAAGUCCAUGCAUCUCAAGGCUGGAAAAUAUGCAGGGAAGCAUGUGAGAGUAUGGGAAGUGCUGCACUCAGAAUACAUAUCUAGCGAAAAGAGAUCGCAAAUAAUACUUGACUUCAAAGGGAGCAGACGAACAAUUGAGGAAAUUGUUGUUUUAGUGACUGCAAUUGUUGAAGAGACAACUUCAAAGAAACAUAAGUAUAAAGGCUUAAGAAAACAAGUUUCUGCAAGUCAACUGUUUGAGUCAAAAAUUAUAUCAAAGGAAGUCUUAGGUCAGAUCAUUCAAGGUGAAAUCACAGAUGAGGCCCUGAAUGAAAUGGAAUCAGUUCAAAAAUACCUCACCGUAACAAACAGCAUUGCAGGGGUAAGAGUUGAGUCAACAAAACAGAUCCUGAGCAUCUAUGAAGCCAAAACCAAAGGACUGCUGCCACCUGGAACAUCUCUAAUCCUACUAGAAGCUCAAGCUGCCACUGGUUUUGUCAUCGACCCAGUCAACAACAGGAAGUUGUCGGUGGAGGAAGCCGUUGCCGCAGGUGUGGUGGGUGCAGAAUGGAAGAGCAAACUGCUGUCAGCAGAGAAAGCUGUCACUGGCUACUCUGACCCUCACACUGGCAAUACAAUCUCCCUGUUCCAGGCCUUGAAGAAAGAACUGAUUGUAAAGGUUCAUGGCAUUCGUCUGCUGGAGGCCCAAAUCGCAACUGGAGGCAUCAUCGAUCCAGUGGACAGCCAUCGAGUGCCGGUAGAAGUGGCCUACCAGAGAGGCUACUUUGAUGAAGAAAUGAACCAGAUCCUCUCAGAUCCAGAUGAUGACACAAAAGGCUUCUUUGAUCCCAACACUCAGGAGAACCUCACCUAUCUGCAGCUGGUGGAGAGGUGUGUGAGGGAUCCUAAGACAGGACUCAGCCUGCUUGUAGUUGUGAAGAAAGGGGAAUUUUACUUUUACAUUGAUGAAUACACAAAGACCAUUCUCAAGUCCACCACAACAACAAAGGCAGGAGGCAAAUUCACUGGGCAGACGGUUUCACUGUGGGAACUCCUAUACUCCAAGUACAUUACUGAGGAGAAACGAAGAGAUCUUGUACAACAGUACAAAAUUGAAUCAAUUACAAUUUGUCACUUCAUGGAGCUAGUACUGAGGAUAAUUCAGCAGAAAACAUCCUCAACAACAGUUGAACAAACAACAGAAAAAUCAGAGUUUCAAAACUCAAAGACAACAACUAUGACAACAACAACAACUGAAACAGCAUUCCAAGGAAUUAGGAAAACUGUGACGGCUGAUGAGCUACUCGAGUCCAAAAUCAUUGAUAAGAACCUUUAUGACGACUUCAGUGCAGGCAAAGUCACCGUAGACCAUGUGAGUGAAAUGGACUCUGUGCGCAAAUACCUCCAAGGGACUAACAGCAUUGCUGGAGUGUAUGUUCAAUCCACAAAAAAAACACUUAGCAUCCAAGAAGCCAAAACCAAGGGACUUCUGACACCUGGAACAUCUCUAAUCCUACUUGAAGCUCAGGCUGCCACUGGUUUUGUCAUCGACCCAGUCAACAACAGGAAGUUGUCGGUGGAGGAAGCCGUUGCCGCAGAUGUGGUUGGUGCAGAAUGGAAGAGCAAACUCCUGUCAGCAGAGAGGGCUGUCACUGGCUACACUGACCCUUACACUGGCAAUACAAUCUCCCUGUUCCAGGCCUUGAAGAAAGAACUGAUUGUAAAGGAUCACGGCAUUCGUCUGCUAGAGGCCCAAAUCGCUACUGGAGGCAUCAUCGAUCCAGUGUACAGCCAUCGAGUACCAGUAGAAGUGGCCUACCAGAGGGGCUACUUUGAUGAAGAAAUGAACCAAAUCCUCUCAGAUCCAGAUGACGACACAAAAGGCUUCUUUGAUCCCAACACUCAGGAGAACCUCACCUAUCUGCAGCUGGUGGAGAGGUGUAUGAGGGAUCCUGAGACAGGACUCAGCCUGCUUGUAGUUGUGAAGAAAGGGGAGUUUUACUUUUACAUUGAUGAGCACACAAAGACCAUUCUCAAGUCCACCACAACAACAAAGGCAGGAGGCAAAUUCACUGGGCAGACGGUUUCACUGUGGGAACUCCUAUACUUCCAGUACAUCACCGAGGAGAAGCGAAGAGAUCUUGUACAGCAGUACAAAUCUGGAUCAAUUACAAUUGAACACUUCAUGGAGCGAGUACUGAGGAUAAUUCAGCAGAAAACAUCCUCAACAACAGUUGAACAAACAACAGAAAAAUCAGAGUUUCAAAACUCAAAGACAACAACUAUGACAACAACAACAACUGAAACAGCAUUCCAAGGAAUUAGGAAAGAUGUGACGGCUCAUGAGCUUCUUGAGUCCAAAAUCAUUGAUAAGAACCUUUAUGACGACCUCAGUGCAGGCAAAGUCACCGUAGACCAUGUGAGUGAAAUGGACUCUGUGCGCAAAUACCUCCAAGGGACUAACAGCAUUGCUGGAGUGUAUGUUCAAUCCACUAAAAAAACACUUAGCAUCCAAGAAGCCAAAACUAAGGGACUUCUGACACCUGGAACAUCUCUAGUCCUACUAGAAGCUCAGGCUGCCACUGGUUUUGUCAUCGACCCAGUCAACAACAGGAAGUUGUCGGUGGAGGAAGCCGUUGCCGCAGGUGUGGUGGGUGCAGAAUGGAAGAGCAAACUCCUGUCAGCAGAGAGGGCUGUCACUGGCUACACUGACCCUUACACUGGCAAUACAAUCUCCCUAUUCCAGGCCUUGAAGAAAGAACUGAUUGUAAAGGAUCACGGCAUUCGUCUGCUAGAGGCCCAAAUCGCUACUGGAGGCAUCAUCGAUCCAGUGUACAGCCAUCGAGUACCAGUAGAAGUGGCCUACCAGAGGGGCUACUUUGAUGAAGAAAUGAACCAAAUCCUCUCAGAUCCAGAUGACGACACAAAAGGCUUCUUCGAUCCCAACACUCAGGAGAACCUCACCUAUCUGCAGCUGGUGGAGAGGUGUAUGAGGGAUCCUGAGACAGGACUCAGCCUGCUUGUAGUUGUGAAGAAAGGGGAGUUUUACUUUUACAUUGAUGAGCACACAAAGACCAUUCUCAAGUCCACCACAACAACAAAGGCAGGAGGCAAAUUCACUGGGCAGACGGUUUCACUGUGGGAACUCCUAUACUUCCAGUACAUCACCGAGGAGAAGCGAAGAGAUCUUGUACAGCAGUACAAAUCUGGAUCAAUUACAAUUGAACACUUCAUGGAGCGAGUACUGAGGAUAAUUCAGCAGAAAACAUCCUCAACAACAGUUGAACAAACAACAGAAAAAUCAGAGUUUCAAAACUCAAAGACAACAACUAUGACAACAACAACUGAAACAGCAUUCCAAGGAAUUAGGAAAACUGUGACGGCUUAUGAGCUACUCGAGUCCAAAAUCAUUGAUAAGAACCUUUAUGACGACUUCAGUGCAGGCAAAGUCACCGUAGACCAUGUGAGUGAAAUGGACUCUGUGCGCAAAUACCUCCAAGGGACUAACAGCAUUGCUGGAGUGUAUGUUCAAUCCACUAAAAAAACACUUAGCAUCCAAGAAGCCAAAACCAAGGGACUUCUGACACCUGGAACAUCUCUAAUCCUACUUGAAGCUCAGGCUGCCACUGGUUUUGUCAUCGACCCAGUCAACAACAGGAAGUUGUCGGUGGAGGAAGCCGUUGCCGCAGGUGUGGUUGGUGCAGAAUGGAAGAGCAAACUCCUGUCAGCAGAGAGGGCUGUCACUGGCUACACUGACCCUUACACUGGCAAUACAAUCUCCCUGUUCCAGGCCUUGAAGAAAGAACUGAUUGUAAAGGAUCACGGCAUUCGUCUGCUAGAGGCCCAAAUCGCUACUGGAGGCAUCAUCGAUCCAGUGUACAGCCAUCGAGUACCAGUAGAAGUGGCCUACCAGAGGGGCUACUUUGAUGAAGAAAUGAACCAAAUCCUCUCAGAUCCAGAUGACGACACAAAAGGCUUCUUCGAUCCCAACACUCAGGAGAACCUCACCUAUCUGCAGCUGGUGGAGAGGUGUAUGAGGGAUCCUGAGACAGGACUCAGCCUGCUUGUAGUUGUGAAGAAAGGGGAGUUUUACUUUUACAUUGAUGAGCACACAAAGACCAUUCUCAAGUCCACCACAACAAAGGCAGGAGGCAAAUUCACUGGGCAGACGGUUUCACUGUGGGAACUCCUAUACUUCCAGUACAUCACCGAGGAGAAGCGAAGAGAUCUUGUACAGCAGUACAAAUCUGGAUCAAUUACAAUUGAACACUUCAUGGAGCGAGUACUGAGGAUAAUUCAGCAGAAAACAUCCUCAACAACAGUUGAACAAACAACAGAAAAAUCAGAGUUUCAAAACUCAAAGACAACAACUAUGACAACAACAACAACUGAAACAGCAUUCCAAGGAAUUAGGAAAGAUGUGACGGCUCAUGAGCUUCUUGAGUCCAAAAUCAUUGAUAAGAACCUUUAUGACGACCUCAGUGCAGGCAAAGUCACCGUAGACCAUGUGAGUGAAAUGGACUCUGUGCGCAAAUACCUCCAAGGGACUAACAGCAUUGCUGGAGUGUAUGUUCAAUCCACUAAAAAAACACUUAGCAUCCAAGAAGCCAAAACUAAGGGACUUCUGACACCUGGAACAUCUCUAGUCCUACUAGAAGCUCAGGCUGCCACUGGUUUUGUCAUCGACCCAGUCAACAACAGGAAGUUGUCGGUGGAGGAAGCCGUUGCCGCAGGUGUGGUGGGUGCAGAAUGGAAGAGCAAACUCCUGUCAGCAGAGAGGGCUGUCACUGGCUACACUGACCCUUACACUGGCAAUACAAUCUCCCUAUUCCAGGCCUUGAAGAAAGAACUGAUUGUAAAGGAUCACGGCAUUCGUCUGCUAGAGGCCCAAAUCGCUACUGGAGGCAUCAUCGAUCCAGUGUACAGCCAUCGAGUACCAGUAGAAGUGGCCUACCAGAGGGGCUACUUUGAUGAAGAAAUGAACCAAAUCCUCUCAGAUCCAGAUGACGACACAAAAGGCUUCUUCGAUCCCAACACUCAGGAGAACCUCACCUAUCUGCAGCUGGUGGAGAGGUGUAUGAGGGAUCCUGAGACAGGACUCAGCCUGCUUGUAGUUGUGAAGAAAGGGGAGUUUUACUUUUACAUUGAUGAGCACACAAAGACCAUUCUCAAGUCCACCACAACAACAAAGGCAGGAGGCAAAUUCACUGGGCAGACGGUUUCACUGUGGGAACUCCUAUACUUCCAGUACAUCACCGAGGAGAAGCGAAGAGAUCUUGUACAGCAGUACAAAUCUGGAUCAAUUACAAUUGAACACUUCAUGGAGCGAGUACUGAGGAUAAUUCAGCAGAAAACAUCCUCAACAACAGUUGAACAAACAACAGAAAAAUCAGAGUUUCAAAACUCAAAGACAACAACUAUGACAACAACAACUGAAACAGCAUUCCAAGGAAUUAGGAAAACUGUGACGGCUUAUGAGCUACUCGAGUCCAAAAUCAUUGAUAAGAACCUUUAUGACGACUUCAGUGCAGGCAAAGUCACCGUAGACCAUGUGAGUGAAAUGGACUCUGUGCGCAAAUACCUCCAAGGGACUAACAGCAUUGCUGGAGUGUAUGUUCAAUCCACUAAAAAAACACUUAGCAUCCAAGAAGCCAAAACCAAGGGACUUCUGACACCUGGAACAUCUCUAAUCCUACUUGAAGCUCAGGCUGCCACUGGUUUUGUCAUCGACCCAGUCAACAACAGGAAGUUGUCGGUGGAGGAAGCCGUUGCCGCAGGUGUGGUUGGUGCAGAAUGGAAGAGCAAACUCCUGUCAGCAGAGAGGGCUGUCACUGGCUACACUGACCCUUACACUGGCAAUACAAUCUCCCUGUUCCAGGCCUUGAAGAAAGAACUGAUUGUAAAGGAUCACGGCAUUCGUCUGCUAGAGGCCCAAAUCGCUACUGGAGGCAUCAUCGAUCCAGUGUACAGCCAUCGAGUACCAGUAGAAGUGGCCUACCAGAGAGGCUACUUUGAUGAAGAAAUGAACCAAAUCCUCUCAGAUCCAGAUGACGACACAAAAGGCUUCUUCGAUCCCAACACUCAGGAGAACCUCACCUAUCUGCAGCUGGUGGAGAGGUGUAUGAGGGAUCCUGAGACAGGACUCAGCCUGCUUGUAGUUGUGAAGAAAGGGGAGUUUUACUUUUACAUUGAUGAGCACACAAAGACCAUUCUCAAGUCCACCACAACAACAAAGGCAGGAGGCAAAUUCACUGGGCAGACGGUUUCACUGUGGGAACUCCUAUACUUCCAGUACAUCACCGAGGAGAAGCGAAGAGAUCUUGUACAGCAGUACAAAUCUGGAUCAAUUACAAUUGAACACUUCAUGGAGCGAGUACUGAGGAUAAUUCAGCAGAAAACAUCCUCAACAACAGUUGAACAAACAACAGAAAAAUCAGAGUUUCAAAACUCAAAGACAACAACUAUGACAACAACAACAACAACUGAAACAGCAUUCCAAGGAAUUAGGAAAGAUGUGACGGCUCAUGAGCUUCUUGAGUCCAAAAUCAUUGAUAAGAACCUUUAUGACGACCUCAGUGCAGGCAAAGUCACCGUAGACCAUGUGAGUGAAAUGGACUCUGUGCGCAAAUACCUCCAAGGGACUAACAGCAUUGCUGGAGUGUAUGUUCAAUCCACUAAAAAAACACUUAGCAUCCAAGAAGCCAAAACUAAGGGACUUCUGACACCUGGAACAUCUCUAGUCCUACUAGAAGCUCAGGCUGCCACUGGUUUUGUCAUCGACCCAGUCAACAACAGGAAGUUGUCGGUGGAGGAAGCCGUUGCCGCAGGUGUGGUGGGUGCAGAAUGGAAGAGCAAACUCCUGUCAGCAGAGAGGGCUGUCACUGGCUACACUGACCCUUACACUGGCAAUACAAUCUCCCUAUUCCAGGCCUUGAAGAAAGAACUGAUUGUAAAGGAUCACGGCAUUCGUCUGCUAGAGGCCCAAAUCGCUACUGGAGGCAUCAUCGAUCCAGUGUACAGCCAUCGAGUACCAGUAGAAGUGGCCUACCAGAGGGGCUACUUUGAUGAAGAAAUGAACCAAAUCCUCUCAGAUCCAGAUGACGACACAAAAGGCUUCUUCGAUCCCAACACUCAGGAGAACCUCACCUAUCUGCAGCUGGUGGAGAGGUGUAUGAGGGAUCCUGAGACAGGACUCAGCCUGCUUGUAGUUGUGAAGAAAGGGGAGUUUUACUUUUACAUUGAUGAGCACACAAAGACCAUUCUCAAGUCCACCACAACAACAAAGGCAGGAGGCAAAUUCACUGGGCAGACGGUUUCACUGUGGGAACUCCUAUACUUCCAGUACAUCACCGAGGAGAAGCGAAGAGAUCUUGUACAGCAGUACAAAUCUGGAUCAAUUACAAUUGAACACUUCAUGGAGCGAGUACUGAGGAUAAUUCAGCAGAAAACAUCCUCAACAACAGUUGAACAAACAACAGAAAAAUCAGAGUUUCAAAACUCAAAGACAACAACUAUGACAACAACAACUGAAACAGCAUUCCAAGGAAUUAGGAAAACUGUGACGGCUUAUGAGCUACUCGAGUCCAAAAUCAUUGAUAAGAACCUUUAUGACGACUUCAGUGCAGGCAAAGUCACCGUAGACCAUGUGAGUGAAAUGGACUCUGUGCGCAAAUACCUCCAAGGGACUAACAGCAUUGCUGGAGUGUAUGUUCAAUCCACUAAAAAAACACUUAGCAUCCAAGAAGCCAAAACCAAGGGACUUCUGACACCUGGAACAUCUCUAAUCCUACUUGAAGCUCAGGCUGCCACUGGUUUUGUCAUCGACCCAGUCAACAACAGGAAGUUGUCGGUGGAGGAAGCCGUUGCCGCAGGUGUGGUUGGUGCAGAAUGGAAGAGCAAACUCCUGUCAGCAGAGAGGGCUGUCACUGGCUACACUGACCCUUACACUGGCAAUACAAUCUCCCUGUUCCAGGCCUUGAAGAAAGAACUGAUUGUAAAGGAUCACGGCAUUCGUCUGCUAGAGGCCCAAAUCGCUACUGGAGGCAUCAUCGAUCCAGUGUACAGCCAUCGAGUACCAGUAGAAGUGGCCUACCAGAGAGGCUACUUUGAUGAAGAAAUGAACCAAAUCCUCUCAGAUCCAGAUGACGACACAAAAGGCUUCUUCGAUCCCAACACUCAGGAGAACCUCACCUAUCUGCAGCUGGUGGAGAGGUGUAUGAGGGAUCCUGAGACAGGACUCAGCCUGCUUGUAGUUGUGAAGAAAGGGGAGUUUUACUUUUACAUUGAUGAGCACACAAAGACCAUUCUCAAGUCCACCACAACAACAAAGGCAGGAGGCAAAUUCACUGGGCAGACGGUUUCACUGUGGGAACUCCUAUACUUCCAGUACAUCACCGAGGAGAAGCGAAGAGAUCUUGUACAGCAGUACAAAUCUGGAUCAAUUACAAUUGAACACUUCAUGGAGCGAGUACUGAGGAUAAUUCAGCAGAAAACAUCCUCAACAACAGUUGAACAAACAACAGAAAAAUCAGAGUUUCAAAACUCAAAGACAACAACUAUGACAACAACAACAACUGAAACAGCAUUCCAAGGAAUUAGGAAAGAUGUGACGGCUCAUGAGCUUCUUGAGUCCAAAAUCAUUGAUAAGAACCUUUAUGACGACCUCAGUGCAGGCAAAGUCACCGUAGACCAUGUGAGUGAAAUGGACUCUGUGCGCAAAUACCUCCAAGGGACUAACAGCAUUGCUGGAGUGUAUGUUCAAUCCACUAAAAAAACACUUAGCAUCCAAGAAGCCAAAACUAAGGGACUUCUGACACCUGGAACAUCUCUAGUCCUACUAGAAGCUCAGGCUGCCACUGGUUUUGUCAUCGACCCAGUCAACAACAGGAAGUUGUCGGUGGAGGAAGCCGUUGCCGCAGGUGUGGUGGGUGCAGAAUGGAAGAGCAAACUCCUGUCAGCAGAGAGGGCUGUCACUGGCUACACUGACCCUUACACUGGCAAUACAAUCUCCCUAUUCCAGGCCUUGAAGAAAGAACUGAUUGUAAAGGAUCACGGCAUUCGUCUGCUAGAGGCCCAAAUCGCUACUGGAGGCAUCAUCGAUCCAGUGUACAGCCAUCGAGUACCAGUAGAAGUGGCCUACCAGAGAGGCUACUUUGAUGAAGAAAUGAACCAAAUCCUCUCAGAUCCAGAUGACGACACAAAAGGCUUCUUCGAUCCCAACACUCAGGAGAACCUCACCUAUCUGCAGCUGGUAGAGAGGUGUGUUAGGGAUCCGUGCACAGGCCUAAGUUUACUUAGUCUCAACAAAUAAUGGAGUUACAGGAAUUUCGGUUUGACAGAUUCUUUUUAGAAUGAAGAAUAUAACAGUCUCCUUCUUUAAAAUGUUGGACCUAAACCUGUGUCAAAAUAUGUUACAGCUCCUCUACAUUUCCUUAACAUUUGUCAUUUGCUGUACUAUUAGAAAUAUGCAAGCAGCAGCAUUGUACUCAUUAUAUCUAUUUAACCACAAAUCAGGUCCAAAAGGCCCUUAGAUUUGAAGACACUGUAAACAUUUUUUAACGGCUUUUGGUAUGAUGGUAAUAGUUUAAAGGUACAAAAUAAUGUAGCUUCAUUAUGUCUUUGAAAAAGCGAUGCUUUCUAGUAAUGCAACAUCUUUAAUUGUGUUUUUGAUAAAACUAUUUAAUUCUGAAUAAGAUAACUGCUGAAUCACUAAUGAAUGUAAAUUUACAUUUUAUUGAAUUUAAUGAUGAUUUUUUUGGGCACCCUGCUCUGUCUUUAUGGCACCCUGCUCUGAAUGUGAAUUUGACCAUACAGGACAAUAAAUGGAAAGAUAAAA